UCAUUUUGUCAACAAACUUUACCAGUGACUGUCGGUCUUACUUUAUUUUGAAGACAAUUAACAUGAAGCUGAACAUUGAUGGCUUGCUUGUUUACUUUCCGUAUGAAUACAUUUAUCCAGAACAGUACUUGUACAUGUUGGAGCUCAAAAGGUCAAUUGAUGCCAAGGGCCAUUGUGCACUGGAAAUGCCUUCAGGAACUGGCAAGACAAUAUCACUGUUGUCUCUUAUCAUGGCAUAUAUGAGAGCAUACCCACUUCAUAUUACUAAACUGAUAUAUUGCUCACGGACUGUUCCAGAACUUGAAAAGGUUGUUGAAGAGUUACGCUACCUGGUGAAUUACUAUGAAAAAGAGACAGGAGAAUAUCCAAACAUCUUGGGAUUGGCUCUGAGCUCUCGGAAGAACUUAUGUAUCAACCCUCAGGUAACACAGGAUCAUGAAGGAAGGACAAUUGACGGACGAUGUCAUGAACUAACAGUGUCGUUUGUAAGACAGAGACAUAAGACUGAUCCUUCCAUACCCAUCUGCAGAUUCUAUGAGGAUUUUGAUGCCCUUGGUCGGGAAAUUCCUCUUCCAGCUGGUGUAUAUGGAUUAGAUGAUUUGAAGGAUUAUGGAACGAAGAAAGGCUGGUGUCCAUACUUUCUGGCCAGAUAUGCUUUGUCUCAUGCAAACAUUGUUGUCUACAGUUACUAUUAUCUCCUUGAUCCCAAAAUUGCCGAGAUGGUUUCAAAAGAGCUAUCUAAGACUUCUGUAGUUGUGUUUGAUGAAGCUCAUAACAUAGAUAAUGUGUGUAUAGAAUCGAUGAGUGUGAAGAUGACCAGAAAGACACUGGACAAGUGCAGUCAGAAUAUUGACCGCUUAGAUAAACACAUUCAGAGAAUCAAGGAGCAUGAUGCUGAGCAGUUAAAGGAAGAGUAUCAUCGGCUGGUGGAAGGUUUGAGAGAUGCUAACGUUGCCAGGGAAACUGAUGUGGUGCUAGCAAACCCAGUUGUUCCAGAUGAAAUUUUGCAGGAGGCUGUACCAGGCAACAUUCGAACAGCAGAACAUUUUCUAGGUUUUAUGAAACGUUUCGUAGAAUAUCUGAAAACCCGUCUACGGGUGCACCAUAUGGUGUCAGAAAGUCCUCCAUCAUUUCUUAAGGACUGCUUCCAGAAAGUCUGCAUAGAGCGCAAACCUCUCAGAUUCUGUGCUGAGCGUCUAAGGUCACUACUGAGAACUCUUCAACUCACAGACAUUCAGGAUAUGUCGGCGCUUACUCUGGUUUCAAACUUUGCCACUUUAGUCAGUACAUAUGCAAAAGGAUUUGUUCUCAUCAUCGAGCCAUUUGAUGACCGCACACCAACCAUCAGCAACCCAAUACUGUACCUCAGUUGUAUGGAUGCCUCUAUUGCCAUAAAACCAGUGUUUGACAGGUUUCAGACUGUUGUUAUAACAUCAGGAACUCUUUCACCUCUGGAUAUGUACCCCAAAAUUCUGGAUUUCAGACCGGUCACGAUGGCUUCUUUUACCAUGACAUUGGCAAGGACUUGUCUGUGUCCAAUGAUUGUCAGCAAGGGAAAUGACCAGGUGGCUAUGACUUCCAAGUUUGAAACAAGAGAAGAUGUUGCUGUAAUAAGAAACUAUGGAAACCUCUUGGUAGAUAUGUCAGCAGUGGUGCCUGAUGGGAUAGCAUGUUUCUUUACAAGCUACAUCUACAUGGAAACAAUUGUGGCCUCAUGGUAUGAACAGGGUAUUAUUGAUCAGAUCCAGAAACACAAGCUUCUCUUCAUUGAGACCCAAGAUGCUGCUGAGACGUCUCUCGCUCUACUCAACUACCAGAAGGCUUGUGAAAAUGGAAGAGGAGCUGUCUUGCUUUCGGUUGCAAGGGGAAAGGUAUCCGAAGGGAUUGAUUUUGACCACCAUUUUGGCCGAGCUGUCAUUAUGUUUGGCGUUCCAUAUGUCUACACUCAGAGCCGUAUUUUAAAGGCCAGACUGGAAUAUUUGCGGGAUAAUUAUCAGAUUCGUGAGAACGACUUUCUGACGUUUGACGCCAUGAGACACGCGGCACAGUGUGUUGGACGGGUCUUAAGAGGGAAGACGGACUACGGGAUCAUGGUGUUCGCUGACAAGAGAUUUGCCCGGGCCGACAAACGGAACAAGAUACCACGUUGGAUCCAGGAACACCUGACAGACAACCUGUGUAAUCUGUCCAUUGAUGAAGCCGUCCAAGUCGGCAAGAGAUUCCUCAGACUGAUGGCACAACCUUUCAGUCGGGAUGAUCAGCUUGGCCACUCUCUACUAACUCUGGAACAGCUUCAAUCAGAAGAGAUGCAGAAAAAACUGGCAUCGAAAAUGCAGUAUGUGUGAGAACAUUAGAGCUGUCAUCAAAGUAUCUCACAGACAGACAUGCCAGACUCGUGGAAGUAUUGAGAAUACUAUCCGUGUUACUGGAUCCAUGGAUCCCAAAUAUGUGGACAAAGAAAUGAGCCAACAGGAAGAGCUGGAAAGGAGUAACUAGAACAGAGACAAAUGUCAAGAAACUAAAAUGGCAUUGUACAAAGAAAGAAACUGGAAGAGUUUUCUACAAGUGAAGAAACUGAAAUGAAGUAGAAUGUAAAGAAAUUGGAACCAUGUGGCACAUUGUGAAGAAGUUGGGACCAUGUUUUGCAUGUGGAAAAAUGUGAAUUAUUGGUGUACAUGGAACUAAGCUUACAUUGUGGUACCCUUGAUGAAACUAAGUAGAGUACAAAAAACUAAACCAUAUUGCUGAAAGAAGCUGAAACUGGUGAAGAAACGUGGACUGUAUUAUAUAUGUGAGGAAAGUGGAACUGGGUUGUAGUGUGAAGAAACUGGAAGUGUAUUAUAUAUGAGAGAAAAGUAAACUCUGUUGUAGUGUGAAGAAACUGGAAGUGUCUUAUAUAUGUGAGGAAAGUGAACCGUGUUGUAGUGUGAAGAAACUGGAAGUGUAUUAUAUAUGUGAGGAAAGUGAACUGGGUUGUAGUGUGAAGAAACUGGAAGUGUAUUAUAUAUGUGAGGAAAGUAAAACUGGGUUGUAGUGUAAAGAAACUGGAAGUGUAUUACCAGUAUAUAUGUGAGGAAAGUGAACUGUGUUGUAGUGUAAAGAAACUGGAAGUGUAUUACCAGUAUAUAUGUGAGGAAAGUGAACUGGGUUGUAGUGUGAAGAAACUGGAAGUGUAUUAUAUAAGGAAAGUGAACUGGGUUUUAGUGUAAAGAAACUGGAAGUGUAUUACCAGUAUAUAUGUGAGGAAAGUGAACUGUGUUGUAGUGUAAAGAAACUGGAAGUGUAUUAUAUAUGUGAGGAAAGUGAACUGUGUUGUAGUGUAAAGAAACUGGAAGUGUAUUACCAGUAUAUAUGUGAGGAAAGUGAACUGUGUUGUAGUGUAAAGAAACUGGAAGUGUAUUACCAGUAUAUAUGUGAGGAAAGUGAACUGUGUUGUAGUGUGAAGAAACUGGAAGUGUAUUACCAGUAUAUAUGUGAGGAAAGUGAACUGUGUUGUAGUGUGAAGAAACUGGAAGUGUAUUACCAGUAUAUAUGUGAGGAAAGUGAACCGUGUUGUAGUGUAAAGAAACUGGAAGUGUAUUACCAGUAUACAUGUGAGGAAAGUGAACCAUGUUGUAGUGUGAAGAAACUGGAAGUGUAUUAUAUAUGUGAGGAAAGUGAACCAUGUUGUAGUGUGAAGAAACUGGAAGUGUAUUAUAUAUAUAUGAGGAUAGUGAACUGUGUUGUAUUGCGAAGAAACUGGAAGUGUAUUACCGGUAUAUAUGUGAGGAAAGUGAACCAUGUUGUAGUGUGAAGAAACUGGAAGUGUAUUAUAUAUGUGAGGAAAGUGAACCGUGUUGUAGUGUAAAGAAACUGGAAGUGUAUUAUAUAUGUGAGGAAAGUGAACCGUGUUGUAGUGUAAAGAAACUGGAAGUGUAUUACCAGUAUACAUGUGAGGAAAGUGAACCGUGUUGUAGUGUGAAGAAACUGGAAGUGUAUUAUAUAUGUGAGGAAAGUGAACCGUGUUGUAGUGUGAAGAAACUGGAACUAUUGUAUUGUGCAGACAUUGCUAAUAAAUGAAGAACUAGAACUGUGCUAUACAUAGAAAGACAUUGAAAUUGUUAUAUGGGAACUGUGUUGUACAAACUGGAUAAGUUUUAUAAUUGUCAAGAAACUGGAAAUAAGUAGCUUCCCAAAGAAACUGAAACUAUGUGAAGAAAGUUAACAGAUGACAAUAACCCGGUCAUUUUUACUCAUUUACAUUUGUUUAAUUUCUCAACCAGGGCACUAUAAUAUUAAAGUUUAUAAAAUUUCAUGAUCAAACAUUUUAUAAAUCUGUUUUUGUAAAAAAUAAAAUAAAACGGGCAUUAAAAAUGUAUUUGUAAUUUAUAUACCGUAUGUUUGGUGUUGAUUUUUUUAGCAAAUUUCAGGGAGUAUAGUUUGGUAAUGUUGAUAAUGAAGUGUUUACUUUUUGGGGCCUAUAUACGGUAGGG
Molecule: messenger RNA, 4472 nt
Organism: Gigantopelta aegis
Lineage: Eukaryota; Metazoa; Mollusca; Gastropoda; Neomphalida; Peltospiridae
Product: general transcription and DNA repair factor IIH helicase subunit XPD-like
Exons: 25
Coding region: 63-2345 (760 amino acids)
Biological process (GO): nucleotide-excision repair; transcription by RNA polymerase II; positive regulation of mitotic recombination
Cellular component (GO): nucleus
Molecular function (GO): ATP binding; damaged DNA binding; hydrolase activity, acting on acid anhydrides, in phosphorus-containing anhydrides
Source: RefSeq, a predicted model, not a curated record